GCUUACAAACCAGAAUUAGAAUGACGUACAUUGUCUUAUCAUAGAUACGGUAUCUAUCACUGCUUAUCAUUCAUCGAUCGCUUACCCAAAGUUGUAACUACAAAUUUAAACGACCAUCUUUGACGCGAAUUUGAUUCAGCCACAGAAACCACCGGUUUAAUGGAUGCACAUGUUGGUCAGAGCAGAAGCGAGAUUUCUGGUGAAAGACCUGGCAGACGACAAAAGAGAAGGAGCACAGAACGUCGGACUGCUAACGAAGACGAGAAUGGUGCAAUUCCCGAAGUCGUCAUAGCCUCUAGUUCAGCAGGGAGUCCGUCUAAUGGCGAAUGGCCUAGCGAAGAAGAAGAAGAGCUAAAAUAUGGGGCAAAACAUGUCAUUAAGUUAUUUGUCCCGGUUUCACUAUGCAUGUUGGUUGUCGUUGCUACCAUCAGUUUUGUCAACUUCUACACAAUCAAGGAUUUAUACUUGCUUUAUACCCCAUUUCAUGAAGAUAGUCCUCAUGCGAGUACCAAAGCAUGGAAUGCUGUUGCAAACUCUUUAAUAUUGAUGGCUGUUAUUGUGGUGAUGACAGUUCUUCUGAUUGUUCUAUACAAGAAUCGUUGUUACAAGGUCAUACAUGGAUGGUUGAUAGUGUCUUCAUUAAUGCUGCUGUUCAUUUUUUCAUACAUUUAUCUUGAGGAAGUUCUUAGAGCUUUCAAUGUGCCAAUGGAUUACAUUACCCUUGUUUUCCUUAUGUGGAACUUUGGUGUUGUUGGGAUGAUAUGCAUCCACUGGCGAGGUCCUCUGCGUCUUCAGCAAGCAUAUCUCAUAUUUGUUGCUGCUCUUAUGGCACUGGUGUUCAUCAAAUACCUACCGGAGUGGACAACUUGGGUUGUAUUGGCAGUAAUUUCAAUCUGGGAUCUGGUAGCAGUUUUGAGCCCAAAAGGACCACUUCGCAUACUGGUUGAAACAGCACAAGAGAGAAAUGAGCAAAUUUUUCCUGCACUGAUUUACUCUUCAACCAUACUGUACAGCUAUGUGGGUGUUGCUGAUGGCGGAGAUGCUCAGGAACCUACAACUCACCAGCCUCAGCAACAGCAACAGCGGACAUCUUCAAGUGAUAAAUCUAAUUUACCAAACAGACGGAGACAAGCAACACCUGAGGGAAAUGACUCAGCUGAUGGUUUUUCAAGAGAGUGGGCUGAAACGAGAGAGCAGCGAAUCCAGCAAAGGCAACGUGAAAUGAGAGAAACGUCAGGAGGGAGAAUACCAGACUACCAAGCCAUAACACAACCUGCUGACACUCAACAAGAAUCUGCAGAAGAGGAGGAGCGAGGUGUUAAGCUGGGCUUAGGAGACUUCAUUUUCUACAGUGUUCUUGUUGGGAAAGCUUCAUCAUAUGGAGACUGGAAUACAACACUUGCUUGUUUUGUCGCAAUUCUCAUUGGCCUCUGUCUCACAUUGUUGCUGCUUGCAAUUUUCAAGAAGGCAUUGCCUGCUCUUCCAAUUUCUAUUACAUUUGGUCUAGUUUUUUAUUUUACAACACGUGAAAUUGUCAAACCAUUUGCUGAUAGUCUGGCCAGUGAGCAGGUGUUUAUUUAGUCCACAGGUCUUUACCAUGUUCACCUCUUUAAGUAAUUGUUUGGCUGUGGUCCGACAGAUGCUGAAAGCAGCUUGAGAGUGUUGCUUACUUGGAUGGAACCUCUGUCACCAGACCAUGCAAACUGAUCUAUAGUCUGUGAUAAUGAAACUGUUGCAUUCACUUGUCUUUGUUACCAUAAUUUUUGGCAGCUUGAUAUAUCUGAAACUCAGUAGCUAGAGAUGGGACUUACAUAUGUAUAUUACAACAUGCAACAAUUUUUUAUACUUCAUUUGCUAACUUAUACUAAAGCCAAAUAUAAAUAAAAUUUUAAAGUUGAAAAAUAGAUCAAAUAUUAUAUGUAACUUUAGUAACUAAUUGAUAUUGAUCCUCAAGUAUCAUAGCUGAUCAAAACAUCAUGAAGAACAGUUGUUUAGUAUUUUUCUUUUGUGUAAUUAUGAAGUGUGAAUGAAAUUCUUGGACUCUGACGUGUACGUUAUUUUGAAUGGAUGUGUUCAUUAACAAAUAUAACCUCAUGAAUAAAUGUUACAUUAAGUUACUUAAAAAUUUUCUGUUAAGGUACGGCCACUUUAUAAUUAGGCCUACCUGUUUUACAUGCAGCUUAUACUGCAGUAUUUGAUGAAAGAUAAUGGAUAAGUUAAAUUCUGUCCAGACACUUAUUGAAGUGAAAAAAGAAACUAAAAAGCACAUAAAAGAUGUGUAAAGUCUUUAGAUAAAUUGUUUGUUGUUUGGGAUGGACACCACAUGGAAAAGUUGACAAUAUCAAGGUUUCAAAGUGAGUGGUCGCCUCUUAUGGUUCAGAGAGCAGACAAAAAUCUAUGAAAAUAAAAAGAAAAUCUACUCAGAAAUAUAAUUUUUUCGGCAUUAUGGAAAAGAGACAUGGGAUGAAAUAGGUUUAAUUGGUGAAACAUUACAAACAAAAUUCAAAUUGCUGUGACACUGAAUGACAAAUUUUCCUAUGUGCUUUCCAUUUCUUUAAAUUUCUUCUGUCCUGUUUAGUUCAGUAUUUAUCUACUCAGGAACCAGGACUUUUGCCUGGUGCCCUGUGCAGUCCCCACUCUCCUCCCACCUCUCAAGACCAUAUUUUUAAUUAAAAUAUAAAAGACACUGCCAGUUUCUUGAUGUGGCUAUUACCCUCAACAUCAGUUAAUUAGUUAGUUGUGGAGUUAAAAUGUCUACUUGUAGUAUAAUAUUUAUUGGAAGAAUCACUGACAAGGAGACCUCGUGCCAAUCGGAUUUUCCUAACUUUUUAUAUUUGUGGUACAUGAAGUUCAGAACUCAAAUAUCAAUUUGCCAAAGCAGUUCAGUGUGCAACCCCCCC
Molecule: messenger RNA, 2900 nt
Organism: Schistocerca piceifrons (Central American locust)
Lineage: Eukaryota; Metazoa; Arthropoda; Insecta; Orthoptera; Acrididae
Gene: Psn
Product: presenilin homolog
Exons: 12
Coding region: 160-1581 (473 amino acids)
Biological process (GO): Notch receptor processing; amyloid precursor protein catabolic process; negative regulation of apoptotic process
Cellular component (GO): mitochondrial inner membrane; dendritic shaft; neuromuscular junction
Molecular function (GO): aspartic endopeptidase activity, intramembrane cleaving
Source: RefSeq, a predicted model, not a curated record